This is a messenger RNA of Paramisgurnus dabryanus, 2787 nucleotides long. It is a transcript of the gene pparg, whose product is annotated as peroxisome proliferator-activated receptor gamma. Gene Ontology annotation, molecular function: DNA-binding transcription repressor activity, RNA polymerase II-specific; RNA polymerase II cis-regulatory region sequence-specific DNA binding; nuclear receptor activity. NCBI's taxonomy places the organism in Eukaryota, Metazoa, Chordata, Actinopteri, Cypriniformes, Cobitidae. The record is from RefSeq and is a predicted model, not a curated record. Gene Ontology annotation, cellular component: nucleus. Gene Ontology annotation, biological process: positive regulation of transcription by RNA polymerase II; negative regulation of inflammatory response; negative regulation of cholesterol storage.
UCAGUGCGCUUUAUAGAGCUGAAGCAGUGAUUCCCGCAUCUGUUGCCCACUCCAUAUCACCACAAACCUGUUGAACACUGACUACUGUCAGGUCCAGGACAAAUUCAGCCCGGAAAAGCCUGCAGACCACACAGUAAAGCAGAGUUUGCUGUAGAUACCAAGCGGAAACAUCAUAUUUGUCGUCAUCGAGCCCUUUGAGAAGACCCCUCAGGUCAGUGCAGUCCUGGACCACAUCUAGUGAGCAGCAGGUGAAUGAUACUGAAAACAACACUUUAUUUACCAUACAGACUGUCUCUUUAUACUAUACAUAUAUGCUGCAGCACAGUCGUUUCAAUAGUAAAAAUACAUCUUUUACGCCAGAUAUGGUGGACACGCAGACGUUUGCCUGGCCUGUGGGAUUUGGUCUGAGUGCUCUGGAACUGGAGGAACUUGACGAUAGUUCUCACUCACUGGACAUGAAACCUUUCUCAACGCUGGAUUACAACACGAUUUCCAGCGUCGAGUAUGAGCCGAGCCCGCCGCAGAGCGAGAUGCCGCACAUGAUGGAUCUGACGCACAUGUACUACAGGACGCAGGACAGCUACAGGGUUCAGGAGAGCAUCUACAGGGCUCACGAGAGCAACUACAGAGGACACGCAGGAAACUACCGAGGCCAGGAGAGCAGCUACUCUACCGAAGAGAGCAACUACAGAUCACAUGAACCCCAAAAUACAAUCAAACUCGAGCCUGAGUCACCUCCACAGUUUGCAGAGAACAGCCUUCCAUUUUCCAAACCUCACGAGGAUCCGUCAACUUCGGCUUUAAACAUCGAGUGUCGUGUGUGUGGAGACAAAGCUUCUGGUUUUCACUAUGGCGUUCAUGCGUGUGAAGGAUGCAAGGGAUUCUUCCGUCGAACCAUACGGUUGAAACUGAUCUACGACCACUGCGACCUGCACUGCCGAAUCCACAAGAAGAGUCGCAACAAAUGCCAGUACUGCAGGUUCCAGAAGUGCCUAAUGGUCGGCAUGUCACACAACGCCAUUCGUUUUGGUCGGAUGCCCCAAGCCGAGAAAGAAAAGCUUUUGGCGGAAUUCUCCACUGACGUGGAUCAUAUGCACCCGGAGUCGGCUGAUCUCAGGGCCCUGGCCAAGCACCUCUAUGAGUCGUAUCUCAAGUACUUCCCUCUUACCAAAGCCAAGGCCAGGGCUAUACUCUCAGGAAAGACCAGCGACAAUGCCCCUUUUGUUAUUCACGACAUGAAGUCUCUGAUGGAGGGUGAGCAGAUAAUCAACAGCCGGCAAAUGCCAAUGCAGGACCACAGGAGAUCAGAGAUGGGUGUCAUGCACGAGGUGGAGCUUCGUUUCUUCCACAGCUGCCAAUCGCGGUCGGCCGAAGCCGUCAGCGAAAUCACCGAAUUCGCCAAGAGCAUCCCGGGAUUCGUGAACCUGGACCUGAACGAUCAAGUGACGCUCCUAAAGUACGGAGUUAUCGAGGUUAUCAUUAUCAUGAUGUCUCCCCUCAUGAACAAAGAUGGCACGCUCAUCUCCUAUGGGCAGAUCUUCAUGACCCGGGAGUUCGUCAAGAGUCUGCGCAAGCCCUUCUGUGAAAUGAUGGAGCCCAAGUUCGAGUUCUCAGUCAAAUUCAACAUGCUGGAGUUGGAUGACAGUGACAUGGCCUUGUUCCUUGCCGUUAUCAUCUUGAGCGGAGAUCGACCCGGGCUUUUGAACGUCAAGCCCAUUGAAGAUCUUCAGGAGACCGUUUUACAUUCUCUGGAGCUUCAGCUGAAGACCAACCAUCCUGACUCUCUUCAGCUCUUCGCCAAAGUUUUGCAGAAGAUGACUGAUCUACGGCAGCUCGUGGCCAACCACGUUCAGUUGAUCCAGCUGAUGAAAGACACGGAGGUCGACUGGUGCUUACAUCCUCUUCUGCAGGAGAUUAUAAGGGACUUGUACUAAUGCGUGACCUGUUGAUAUCGAUUUUAAGUUUUGGUUUAUCACUCUGAAGUACGGGUGAUGUUUUUGCACUGUCUGAAACCUUUGUUGACAGAGAAACUAGACCAGAGCGUUAGUUGUUUGUCAGUUAACGCUUUGUGAUUCGUUUCUGGCCUUGGAGACAAAAGAGUGUCGUUUGGUGCCCAUUGCAAGGACUCAAAUAAAGACAGGACCAGUGUGAAUAUGUUGUACAAAACAUGAAUUUCGUGGUCCUUACAGAUAAAGCCAUGGACAUAAAAGUGACACUCCUUUUUUUAAUAAAGAAAGAUAGCAUAUUUUAAAUACAAUUGUUAAUUUUUGGUGAUUGUAAAAUAGAUAAUUUACAAAAAAUCUUUAUGAGGGCCACAUAUAUGUCCGCAACAAGUUACGAAACUCAUGCACAUGCACCAGCUACUAAAUGUACUGUACCAAAGAGCCUGUAUGAGAGGAAUACACACGCAGCUUUAUUAACCACUGAUAUUUGCCACAGGUUCACGCUUGUUUAGUUUAGAUUUUUUUUUUUUGCUUUGACAAGCAAAUGAAACACUUUCUCAGAUCUUUCUUAAAUUAGCUUUUCGCCUCAAAAGAGGAACCUUAACACGUUCGUCUUUCACAUUUAUGUUUGGACAUGUUUUAUGUAGACAUCGUGAGGGAUACUUUUAUUCACUUUCUUUUUUUUUGUCAGGAAGUAAAACUUAUUUUUUUCAGAUCAUUCCAGAACGUUGAUUGAUUGAUUAAUUCCCAAAAUGUAUGUAAAUAUAAAAACGGGAGCAUCUUUCAUGCAUUUUAAAUGUCAAUUGUAUUUGAAUAUGUAAAUAAAUAUUUUCAUUUCUCUGGA